Siniperca chuatsi (mandarin fish) is the source of this 4908-nucleotide messenger RNA. RefSeq names its product ubiquitin-conjugating enzyme E2 Q2-like. NCBI's taxonomy places the organism in Eukaryota, Metazoa, Chordata, Actinopteri, Centrarchiformes, Sinipercidae. The transcript is spliced from 13 exons. The coding region runs from base 539 to 1660 and encodes 373 amino acids. The record is from RefSeq and is a predicted model, not a curated record.
AACGCCAUCUUUAAACCCCACAAAAGGCCAGCUACAGUUGUACACCGGGAUGAAAAACAGUAUCUCUACAGCGGGAUAUAAGUUCAGAUCGUGGAGAUGGUAUGAUUGUUCCCCGGUUAAGUAAUCAAUAAGGAACUGUCCGAUGGGACUGUGACGGACGGUCACGGGACACCGCGAGAGCCUUAAACUGUUGUUAUCACAGGCAGACAACAACAAUAGACGGAAAGACAACAACAACGGACUAGCUCGCUAGCUAGCAUCUUGCCAAGCGCUGCGCUGAUUUCAAAUGCUAACUGAAAGCUAGCUAACGUUAGCUACUUCAUCAGCAAAUCUGUCAGGUUGCGCUGACAUUUGACCGGACGCUGUUUAUAGUUGGUACUGGGUAUCCAGCUACAUAUACCAGGGCAGUUAGUCAUCGCUUUGCCACUUUAAAACAAUUUUGGACUGAAUUUUGGGUUGUGGCUUUAGCUAACGUUAGCUAAAAGCUAAGUCCCGACUUCUCCCCCUCCCCAGCGGCCCAGCCGGAGAUGCGUGGAAGAUGUCGGUGUCGGGGCUGAAGGCCGAACUGAAGUUUUUGGAGUCCAUUUUUGAUCCAAACCACGAACGCUUCAGGAUCAUUGACUGGAAGCCUGACGAGCUGAGCUGCCAGUUUAAUGUAACUGGGGAAAAGCUGUUAAUUAUCCACUGUAACAUAACGGAAUCGUAUCCAUCUACGCCGCCAAUAUGGUUUGUGGACUCUGAUGACCCGAGCUUGACGCAAGUUUUGGAGAGGUUGGAAGAUGUGAGAAAAGGCAGCACUCUGCUUUUGCAGCAGUUGAAGAAACUCAUUUGUGACCUUUGUCGGCUGUACAAUCUUCCCCAACAUCCAGAUGUGGAGAUGCUGGACCAGCCCCUACCUGCAGGCCCUGUGGGACAAGACCGAAAGCAUGGGACAGAGGAGGUCACAUCUGAAGAAGAGGAGGAGGAGGAGAUGGGAGAGGACAUAGAGGAUCUGGACCACUAUGAAAUGAAAGAGGAGGAGCCUGUGGAUGGGAAGAAGUCUGAGGAUGAUGGCAUCGAGAAGGAGAAUCUGGCAAUCCUGGAGAAGAUCCGAAAGAACCAGAGGCAGGACCACUUGAAUGGAGCUGUGUCUGGUUCAGUGCAAGCCUCUGACCGCCUGAUGAAGGAGCUUAGAGAGAUCUACAGGUCUCAGAGUUACAAGACAGGCAUCUAUUCAGUCGAGCUUGUUAACGACAGCCUGUAUGAAUGGCAUGUCAAACUAAGGACGGUGGAUCCAGAUAGCCCCUUACACAGUGAUUUACAAGUCCUGAAGGAAAAGGAAGGAAUGGAUUACAUUUUACUAAAUUUCUCAUAUAAAGAUAAUUUCCCCUUUGAUCCACCAUUUGUCCGGGUGGUUUCGCCUGUGCUUUCUGGAGGUUAUGUUCUCGGAGGAGGUGCCCUGUGCAUGGAACUUCUCACCAAACAGGGUUGGAGCAGUGCCUAUUCCAUCGAAUCUGUCAUCAUGCAGAUCAAUGCCACUUUAGUCAAAGGAAAAGCCAGAGUGCAGUUUGGAGCCAAUAAAAACCAGUACAAUCUUGCCAGAGCACAGCAGUCCUACAAAUCCCUGGUUCAGAUCCAUGAAAAGAACGGCUGGUACACACCCCCUAAGGAGGACGGCUAAAACAGACUCUAGCCUUUCCUGCACUGGGACCACAUGUCUUCGUCUUUUUUCCCCUCGCGACCAAUAUUUUUUUUAUCCUGCAAACCAUUUUGUUCUCUUUGAACUCCAAACCAAAUUCCUCAUUCAGUGACCCUGAUACUAGCACAUAAACACACACACACACACACACACACACACACACACACACACACACACACACACACACACACACACCUGAAAUUUACAUCCAAGCUCAUCAGCUUCUCGCAAGGGCGUCCUCUCUUCAGAUAUUUAUCUCUCUGUACAUCUGUUGUCUUAUACAAUCUAAUUUUUCCAUUCCGACAUUCAUCCCGUACUCCAGGAAAACGGUGGACUAAAUAUUGCGCAAAGUCACGCUUUGGUUUUGGCGUUAAGCAUGCCAAGGUUACUUGCUGGCUGUGAGUUGAAAGGUGCGGCAUGGCUUUAUCCAGCAGUCUGAUGCUCCAGUUGCCGGACACUGCCCCUCUGGCCACAGACUGGAUCUAAGAAUGGCAUGCGACAUUCCCUGAUAUGAUGCAGUGGUGGCUGGGAAGGACAUUUAAAUGCUGGUGGUGGGAAGAAAGUACCACUGCCUUUUUUCUCCAUGGACGGCCUCUGUAAUAUUGUGCUCAUGUAUUAUCUUUGUAAUGCCAAGAUCCCUCCCUGGGAAUAACAUGCUUCUGAGGCUAGCUUGCUUUCAAACCUCUUAUGUUUUAAAGCUUGAAGCCCUGAGGUGGGGAGGCAGAUAAAGAGACUUUUGCAGCCUGGGUGGGACAGCCUAUAAUGAAGAACAGCAUCCUGCUGAGCUCCAAAAUUGGAGACCACUGUCAUCAUCACAACCAGCAAAUGGACAACUCCCUGCAGCAGAGGUUUGGUGUGUGGCUAGGCUGGCAACACAAGAAACAUGACCAGGCAAAGUAGGGGUGUGUUUGGAUUUGAUCACACUGUAAUGUAGUUGAUUUUAACUCCAUGUGUAAACAUGUAAAUUUGUAUUUCUGCAAAAGGAUUUAAUUGUUUAUAAUGUAACCUUGUCUGGGUCUUUGGCUGGGCAGAGACUGUAUUACUAUAUACCCUUGACUAUUAACAGCAGGGGCACUGCAACUUCUCAAGACCCAUUUAGAACAAGAAAAAGUUGCUUCAUGGAUACUCUUGCAGAAGGAAACAAAAGUACGCCAUGUUCUUAUGUAAGCUUAAUGACUACUGCGGUUUUGUUCUUUUAUAUUGAUUUGUAAUCCUCAUGUUAUUGGCAACAUUGACAGCACCAUUCCCCUUAUUUGAUGGCACCUCUUAAGUACAAUGGCCGUAACAAUAAUGGCAUAGACACAGCUGUUUCUGGCAUUCCAGAGGUUUGGCUUUUCAUAUCUAAUCACUCAAACCGGAUGAACCUCAGUAAGGCUAUGCAGUGAAGACACAGUCUUGUGGAGUUUUGUCGUACUGAAGAAAAUUAGUCUUAACAGCUUAACAGUGUAGUCACCUGCUUAGUUCUUGUAGCUGGUUCACAUCCUGAGCACUUUGCCAAUCCUGCAGUCGUAACAGUCUGGAGAGAAAAAAAAAAGUGACCUUUACCUUCUGACUUUUCCUUGACCUCAUGGCUGGUUUUAAAAUGCAGCCAGAGUUUCAAUUUCACAGCAAUAGUCUUGACCGUAUACCCUCUGGCUUCACACCUGGGAAGAACGACUGGAGUCCGUUCCAUUUCCAGAAUAUUUGUGUCAGUUUGAUAAAUAUUUGUUCAGAUUUGCCACAGGAAGGACCCAGCUCUUCCCAUUACCACCUCUCUGGUUACUAUUCAUAACCACUCUCAGCGCUGCUGUACCCCUCAGCGUGCUGGGUCUUUGAUGUAAUGUGAAUAAUAUGCAGAAAACUGUGUGGAGCAUUCCAAUGAAUGCAGUUACACGUUUGUUGUGGGUGUUCUAUUGUGUGGUUACUUGCAUUGUUUUAAGUAUAUUGUCCUGAAAACCAGCAUAGAAAGCUUAGUUAUGCUAAUUCAUACAGUCAUUCCUCAUUUUUUAGUUGAUUUAGAAUUUUCUCAGUGAUUUUUAACCUCAGAACACCAAUAUCUUUGAAACAGGUAGAAAUGGGUAUAAAACAUACAGCUUGGUCAUGUUCAGCACACGUCUGACAUUGGUUUAGACUUGCAGGAUAUGUAUAACAAGUGUCACCCUCUGUUCUUGUUUCACCACAAGCAAAAUCUCAACAUGACCAUGGAUCAUUGGCAUGGUUGUUAGCUGUUGUGAUGCCAUUUGUAACUUAUUAAUCACUUCAUUCUGGUCACAUUGUCGAGCCCACCCCUGCAUUCUCUGGAGAAGCAAACUCAGGAAUACAUACUGCACACUUGACUUUGCAAAGGAUUGCUUCAGAAUAUCGUCAUGAAAUGCAAGAUUGAAUGUGUCAAUCUUUUUUGGGCCAUUUUAAAAUGACGCCCCUGUUUUACCAGUAGGCAUCGCAGUGUGUGUUUUGCUGUCAAAUUGCACACACUUAGAUUUUCUGAAUGCCUUUGAGGUUGAUAAAUUACUAAGCAAAUUUUUGGAAUGAUCAGAUGUGUGGAGCAGGGAUUUGCUCCCACCCUCAGAUUGUCCAGCGCUUGGUGAGGGGUUCAGAACACGUCUACCCUGUCUCUUUGAUAUUGCUGUAUUUUGCAUGUCAAUAUAUCAAUGGGUGUUUUUCCCAAAGCUACUGAAGGCAAAGAGUGGUUGGGUAGGGUUGUAAAAAGACUAGAUGUAUCCAUUUUUUCAAUUGUUUACUUCCUACAUCAAUGCACAGGAUAAUUUCUCCCUGUGUGUCGCUAAAGGAACCAGGUCAGAUACUAUAUGAGACACAUGGACUUAUACAUCCUACCUGCUUGGAUACCCUUUUAAAGAUGCCAGGAUUCCCAACUGAAGUAGCAGUUCAGAUUUGUGUGCCAUCAGAACAAUUGUAAGCCCACAUCUUUAAGAUGACCUUUGGAGUAAUGGUGUGCUGAAGUCUGUUGUGCACUGAAUAACAGCUUCUCUUACACCAGCUCAUGUUGUCUGACUAACAAAAACCUUCUCUCCUUUGGCGAGCGACAUAUUGGUCUGAGGUCUGACUUAGCCAGAUUCUGGGUUCUUUACCUUGCUUCAUUAACUGCAGUGGCCGGGUUAUAAAGUUAUGCACUGUUAGCAUGCUUUGGUUUGGUUUCAUUUUUUUUUUUUCCAUUGCAAGGGUGAUUUUGACCAUGUAAAAUAAUUUGUAAACUUGCAUCAAGUUUAUGAAUAAAGAAUUUUAUGAAAUAA